This is a messenger RNA of Miniopterus natalensis, 1015 nucleotides long. The record is from RefSeq and is a predicted model, not a curated record. Lineage: Eukaryota; Metazoa; Chordata; Mammalia; Chiroptera; Miniopteridae.
UGCGGGCGGCCCGCCCACCGCGUCUCUCUCCGCAGUGUUCGAGCAGUACCAGAAAGCCCGAACCCAGUUCGUGCAGAUGGUGGCAGAGCUGGCGACCAGACCCCAAAACAUCGAGACCCUGCAGAACGCAGGUGUAAUGUCUUUGCUGAGGCCUCUCCUUCUGGAUGUGGUCCCAACUAUUCAACAGACUGCUGCUUUGGCUCUUGGGAGGCUGGCUAAUUAUAAUGAUGACCUGGCAGAAGCAGUUGUCAAGGGCGACAUUCUUCCACAGCUUGUUUAUUCAUUGGCAGAACAGAAUCGUUUCUACAAGAAAGCAGCUGCCUUUGUGUUACGGGCAGUUGCUAAACAUUCCCCUCAACUAGCUCAGGCCAUAGUUGAUUGUGGAGCGCUGGACACGCUGGUGAUAUGCUUGGAGGAUUUUGACCCUGGAGUCAAAGAGGCUGCAGCCUGGGCACUUGGAUAUAUUGCAAGACAUAAUGCAGAACUGUCACAAGCUGUGGUGGAUGCGGGAGCAGUUCCUCUUUUAGUAUUCUGUAUCCAGGAGCCAGAAAUUGCUUUGAAAAGGAUUGCUGCUUCGGACCUCAGCGAUAUUUCAAAGCAUUCUCCAGAGUUAGCACAGACGGUAGUGGAUGCAGGAGCUAUUGCUCACUUAGCCCAGAUGAUUCUGAACCCUGAUGCUAAAUUGAAGCGUCAGGUCCUUUCAGCUCUCAGUCAGAUCGCAAAACAUUCUGUGGAUCUGGCAGAAAUGGUGGUUGAAGCAGAGAUUUUUCCAGUGGUACUUACCUGCCUGAAGGACAAAGAUGAAUACGUGAAGAAAAAUGCUUCUACUUUAAUUAGAGAGAUUGCAAAGCAUACACCUGAGCUUUCCCAGUUGAUAGUUAACGCAGGAGGCGUUGCCGCCGUGAUUGACUGCAUUGGGUCCUGCAAAGGGAACAUAAGGCUGCCUGGCAUCAUGAUGCUGGGCUAUGUGGCGGCUCAUUCGGAGAACCUGGCAAUGGCGGUGAUCAUUAGCAAG